AUGAAAAAGGUACAGAAAUAUUCAUCGUCAGACGACACCGACUUAGUACUUGAUUACGCUGAAAGUGGUGAUAGCAAAUGGAAUGAAGAUAGUGAUUCAAUUGUAGAGAAUACGGAAGGCGAAAAUAAAAUGGUGACUGUAAAACGAAGACUGAAACUUGCUUUUCAUAAAAGGCCACAAAAAAAGAGUCAAAAACAUCUUUCACACUCUGUAUCGGAUCUUGAAAAUAUGCCUUUAAGUUCACUGGCGUCUUCUAGCAGUAAAGUUUCUGUAAAAGAUUUAAAAACAGGUUGUUAUGUAAUAGUUACAUAUGAAGGUGAAUAUUUCCCGGGUAAAAUUGAAGACAAAAAUAGAGGGAUGUACGAAAUUAGUACAAUGGUACUAUCAACUGGGUACACUUUCAGUUGGCCAGACAGAGCAGAUAAAAUCUGA
This is a messenger RNA of Parnassius apollo (apollo), 432 nucleotides long. Lineage: Eukaryota; Metazoa; Arthropoda; Insecta; Lepidoptera; Papilionidae. The record is from the annotation of a GenBank genome assembly.